AUGUCCUCGUUAUUUGCCCUUUUGCAAGUCCGUCAAAUCUCGACGACAGCUGCUUGCUUGGGCAAGAAGAAUUUCCGCAAGUUUCUCGUGCCAAACAAACGCGGAACGCGUCACGAGAAAGCCAUGCGUGGAAAACCAGGCGGUCUUCCGAUCGACCAUCGAGGUGUUCGUCCCACGGGUAUUUACGACGAAGCCGGCAACUUUAUUGCUGUGCCCGAAAUGGUGCCGGAAAUCAUUGUGCCCGAUUUGAAAGGUUGCGAAUUUCAGCCGUACGUUUCGUAUCGCACGCCCGAUGUCACACAAUCCGAAUUUACGAGCCAGGAUUUGUUCAAUGCUGUCUACGCGAAGAAGAUUGUCGAAGAUUUCAAGGCAAAUAAGCUGAACGAGGCGGGAGAACCACUCGAACCGAGUCCCGAGGAAAAAUUAACGCCGGAUGAAGCGAUAGUGAUGGCUCGAAAAACUGGAUCCGACUUUUUGUAGCGUCAUUUUUUUAAUAUUUAAUUAAAUUUAGAAGAGUUAAAAAUUUUAUUAGAGAGAAAA
This is a messenger RNA of Culicoides brevitarsis, 540 nucleotides long. It is a transcript of the gene mRpL41, whose product is annotated as large ribosomal subunit protein mL41. Gene Ontology annotation, biological process: translation. Gene Ontology annotation, molecular function: structural constituent of ribosome. The transcript has a single exon. Lineage: Eukaryota; Metazoa; Arthropoda; Insecta; Diptera; Ceratopogonidae. The record is from RefSeq and is a predicted model, not a curated record. Gene Ontology annotation, cellular component: mitochondrial large ribosomal subunit. Bases 1 to 480 code for a protein of 159 amino acids.